CAUGGCGUCCAUCAGAAGCGUCAUUGACUUCAAUCGGGAAUUUCCAACUAAAACAGUUGAUCAUUUGCCACCAUCUGGACCACAACAGCAAACAAAUUGCCAAAAAGGAUUUUAUUACCGUGGUAGCCUUUUUCCUUCACCCAUAAACAAAAUAUGUCAGUUAACAAAGGUACAAAGUGCAUCAACUUUGAGUUGUCCUGGGUCAGAAGUUGAAAGGAAUAAUUAUGUACGGUCCACUUCAAGCGAGGAAGCAUGCCCUGUACGUUUUAGCAAUACAACCAAGUCACCAGAUGCACUGGAUGAUUCGUGGGCAAAGCCUACUCAGUUUGCUACCAAACCACGAAGAAUACAGAGUGCAAAGGCAGUUUUAGUAAGACAUGGUGAUAACACGAAUAUGCAGGACAAAAAUGGAGGUGUUUCAGUGGUUAACAUGAAUAUGAAUUCUGAUAUUCCAUCACCCCCAGUGGUUUCAAAACGGAUUCGCCCAAGCAGUGCUGUAAUAUUACCAAGUCAGAAAAGACAUUUCAUUUGGGAGAAGUCAGUUAGUCGACCUUCAUCUGCCAGGAAGGCGUCUACUGGUACUGAAAGCCAAGGAUCAGAAACAGAAAAUAAGAAUAUGGAGACUGUUGACAAUACAGUGAAGCCAUCCGUAUAUGGACUGAAAUUUAAAAGACAAAUAUACGGAAGUGAUCCAAAUAUUUUUGCUAGCAGUCAAAAACCAUUGUCAAAUAUGUCUCCUUAUGUUUUGUCAAAUAUGGUGACUGAAGAAACAGGACAAGGCGAAGAUGAAAGUAAAAGACCGAUUCCACAGAGUCUGGAGCCACUGAGGCCGUGGCUUAUGACAAGUAUUGCACAGGAACUUCUUUGUCUGGAUCCGCUCAGCUGUCUAGUUUUCCUGCCAUCUCUCACCACCGACUUUGAGGAUCUGCCAGUUGUUCCAGCACCACAAGAUCCAGACGAGGAACUGGCGCAAUAUGGGCCACUGCCACCAAAACCCAUAGUUGUUAAAAAGUACAGCCAUCCAUUUGUGCCAAAGUCUUUCGAGCAUGUUUGUAACCACAGAAAAACAAUGAGCCAAAUCUGUGCCCUUGAUGGAACAGUUUUACACCAGAGAUACCAGGGUAUCAGAACAUCCAAUAUUAUUAGAAAAGAAAUUCUUGAACUGGAGAAUUUAAUGAGAGGUAUUGGUAGUCAUGACAGCAGUUGCAUGAUGGUACAGUACCAAGCUGAUAUCACUCAGCUCCAGCAGAUGGUGGACGAUACUCUUGCCAAAGUACCAGAAAGACUAAAGAAUAUUCCUGAGCCAGCUGACUCAUUUGGUGUUCGCAAGUUCUGCAGAGACCAUGACGUUAUAAUGAAGCAGAUUCGAGAGGAACAUGAUUCUUGCAUCAAGGAACUUGCGCUGCUUGAAGCUGAGAUAAACAUAGAUGACGACUUGCGACACUUCUGUAAACAGGAGGUGCACAUCAAUGUGCCAUUCAGAACAUGAAUAAUAAUCCUAGACAAAAUCAGACUGUGUUCAGAUCAGAAUUAGUAUUUGCUCAGUACUGCUUGAUAGAAUUUGUAGUUAGAUAGGGGCUGUCCUUGACUGAGAUACUCAGGUAUACAUUUUCGAGUAUACCAAUACAUUACUCAUUAAUAUUUGGGAAAGGAAAGGAAUAUAUGUGUAAUGAACCUUCAGCACAUUUUAAAUUACAGCUGUUUGGAGUUUAACAUGUUAUUUCAGCACACUUUUCUAUAUUGACAUUCAGUGUAUUUAGUUCUAGAAUAAAAUGGUUCACAAGGUAACCGAUUGGCAGUUCAUGUGACUUUAAAAUUGCUUAACCGACAUGCAAACUUCUUGCUGUUAGGAUAAGUAUUUGGGAGUAUAUUAGAGUUUCUUGUUCAAGGACAGCCAUGUGUAUAUUAUUUAUUGGGGUGAGGGAUGUCUUUUUCUAUUUUGGUGCUAGUUUAUGAGAUUAGUUACUUUUGUUAUGUUGGUGCUAGUUUAUGAAAAAUGAAAUAUUUUUUUUAUGUACAUUUGGAGAAAUCCAGUCAAUUAAUUUUUUAUGUUGCUAUUAUUAUAUUAAGUUUAUGAAAAAACAGCUGUUGCCACACUUUACAUUCCUACUAAAUAACAGCAAAGAAUCUUAUAUGCAUUGACAUCCAAUAGCCGAUGAUUAAUUAAUCAAUGUGCUCUAGUGGUGUCGUAAAACAAAACAAAUUUUACAAACUUUGAAUUAUAAACAAGACAGCACUGACCAUGAUCUUUGAAGUCAUGGAGCAGCUCUAAGAAUGGGGGAAAAUCCUGAUUGGUUGACGGAGGGAUGUCGAUCAUACAAGGCAAACACUGUGUCUCCGAGUCGCACGCCUUCCCUCCCCUAUCCUCCCUCUAUCUAGCAGAGCACCAGUGAGUAAUGCUUGGUCAAAUUGGCUGCUGUUUUUACUCAUCAGUUAGCUGACCCUGCACUUCCCCUUUUCUGGGGGCGGAACAUAGUCCAAUGGUAAAGCGUUCGCUUGAUGCACAGUCGGUCUGGGAUCGAUUCCCAUCGGUGGGCACAUUGGGUUAUUUGUCGUUCCAGCCAGUGCACCAUGACUGGUAUAUCAAA
Molecule: messenger RNA, 2588 nt
Organism: Gigantopelta aegis
Lineage: Eukaryota; Metazoa; Mollusca; Gastropoda; Neomphalida; Peltospiridae
Exons: 9
Coding region: 2-1489 (495 amino acids)
Source: RefSeq, a predicted model, not a curated record